AUUUCAUAGUGCCAUUUAUCAUUUGGGGUCGUGCAUGACCCCUCCGGCCCCAAUAAAGUCAUUACACAUUAAGACUAUUUUCACUAUGGAGUUUCCAAACGUUACAUUCGUAAAACGUUUUGCUUAUAGGCAACACAGCAUAUUAGGUAACAUAAAUAACGCACUUGAUUGCUUCCAGUGAUUUUUCGUUUAAAAUAAGCCCACAACUCUGAUCACGACAAAAAUCUUUGUAAAUAGGUACAACGUUCAAACUAGAUUUCCCGAACCCAGUGAGAUGCUGACAUCGCUGACAUUGCCACAACCGAAUGGAUGGGUUGGGUACAUGUACUCCCUCCGAGAAGUGAUGCAAAACUCACCAGAAUGCAAAAAUCUGUGCGCAGUCAUAAAGGAUAUUCACCACAACAGGCACCAAUACCAACGUGGCCAGCCACCCACGCCGCCGGAUUACGUUGGUAUUACGAAUGGAACCCGAUCUGGAUGAAUAAAUUAUGGAAAGUCGGUUGAGCAAACAAGUGGGAGUGUGUUACGGAAAAGUUGUUUUGAUGGAAAAAUAAUGCUUUCCAUUUUAUUUCGCAUUAAAGGCUGUUUAGGAUAAACUUUUCGUUGCGCUGAUACCGCCUGGCUCCCUUUGUGUCGCAGUUUUGGAACCAAGGACGACAGAUCCGUUACCGACGACGUAUGGAGGCAGAUCGUUUUGGGCCACGCUGCGAUACUAGUGUGUUAAAUGCUUUCCGCCCGGACGGAUCAAUGGGUUGCUAGUGAAGAUGUGCGUUUUGGAGCAUAAGCUGAAGAUUAGCGACGGCAGAUCAACAAUCAAACGAAAUCGGAUUAUUAGUCGAACGAUGUGUGAUAAUAAUUGAAGAAGUUUAGGAAAAUACAAUUUAGUGCAAUACCCGAGGUGCAUUAGUGAAUCAUAAACAGUGUGUAGAAGAAAUUUGAAUAUGGAAUCAAGUAAAUCGUUUUUCAUAAGGGAUUUAUUAGGCGAUCUCAUUUCGGGCAGACAAACCGCUGAUUCACAGCAGGGAGGCCUCACAUCGGAAACCGACGAGGACGACAACAGUGACAUCGACAUCGACAUCGAGGACCGUUCCUCUCCGGAAUCGGCGGUUUACACGCACCAUUCUCAGCAUCAGCACACGCAAUUGAGUUCUUGUGGUGGAAACACUGGUUCAAUACUGGCAGGGAACCACCAUCACCAGGGCAUGAUAUCUGGAUCGAUUAGUGUCGAUGCACCGAAUGGUCUGAUCAUCAAGGCUGGCAGAAAACCACGGCGGCGACGAACGGCAUUCACCCAUGCUCAGUUGGCGUACUUGGAAAGGAAGUUUCGAUGUCAAAAAUAUUUAUCGGUGGCCGACAGAAGUGAUGUGGCUGAUGCGUUGAACUUGUCAGAGACACAAGUCAAAACGUGGUAUCAAAACAGACGGACCAAAUGGAAGCGCCAAAACCAGCUCCGGUUGGAACAGUUACGACAUCAAGCCACGUUGGAGAAAGAAUUGAUCAACAAUCAAGAACCGACGGCAAAUUCCAUUCAAUGCUGUCCCACCUCUCUGUCAUCGUUCAGUCAAAAUCCGUGCAAUUUUCUCACGUCGGCCGCCGCAGCGGCAAUCUUCCGGAACGUGUCCUACGCACAUGGUUGUCCCCUAUAAUUUGAUGCGCUAUGCCAGCCAUCCCCCGCCCCUAUUGCUCCAGAUGAAUGAAAUGUUAUGACUGAUUUUUGACACACCGCAGAUUAGAGGAACUUGUCAUGUAUUUUGGUGUAAUUUAUGAUGUAUAGGAAGAUGAAUUGUAAAUAGCUUGGUGUUUGUUACGACGGCUAAUAAUAAUGAUAAACCUGUAAUGAUUACGAAUACAAAACUCUGCAAACAAGCUUCCUCCCUGCUGCUUUAUCAAUCAGAGAAUGCCCGCCGGAAAGCUGAAUAGCUCAAUUACACUCCCACCGAGAGAGAUCGAAAACCGACCGCCACGAGGGUAAGUAUAAUGAUAAACAUUAGCCCGAAAAUCACCCACAAAACACUUUCCACUUUGAAGUGCCUAAUUGAUAUUACGUUGACAUCCGCUCGCUCUUUUGUGCGACAAAUUGAUACACAAUUUAGACGCCAAUUGUUUGAGCAAAGCUACUGUUCUCUUCUUCGCUAAAGUAUGAAUAACAAUCCCAACUCAAUCUUAUUUCAGACGAAUCUAAGAUGUAGCAGGAAAAAAAACGAACCUACCAAAUUUAUGCAUAAAAUAUUUUCCAUCCGUCGUGGUUGAAAAUCUGCUUUUUCACGCCGCAUGCUCCCCCAGCUUCAGCGUCAUAUUCACAUAAUCAUGAUUUUUCCAGCAUGAGCUCAAGAGGGUCACGUGCUCGGAAGAAUUAUUCGAUCCGCAAAUGCACCCUUAAUUUGCACAUAAUGGAGAAGUAGUGUGUCUUUUCAAAGGGCCUGACUGGAUGAAGCAUUUGAUGCAUCGUUGAUGCUGUUCUGACUUCGGCGAUUAGAAGGGUUCAGGUAAGUGGGAGCAUCCUAUUUGUUCGCAAUAUAAUGAAAAGAAAUGAAAAACUAAAUCUUGAGUACUUAUUGUUAUCACGGGAAACUGGAAUCAGAAAAAGCUAUUGUGUAGUUGCUUCUUGUAAAACAGACGAACGAUUUUUGGGCGUCAAAAUGGUACAAACCGACAACCUGGAAGAUGUGUUCAACAUAACUCCCCAAGAUACGGUAGAAUAUUACGAAGAAUAUUUUUUCUGGAUAUCCUAGGUCAUCCAAACUAUUCUUGAGUUUAGAUCCUAAAGUCUACGGGUGUAACGGUAACUUCUUUCAUGCCCAGUAAGCCUUCUGAAAGUUCAACAGACAGUAUCAGAUCAGUCGGGAUAGCCUAGGUCAUCCAAACUGUUUUUGAGGUAGAUCCUAAAGUCUACGGAUGUAACGGUAACUUCUU
Aedes albopictus (Asian tiger mosquito) is the source of this 2913-nucleotide messenger RNA. RefSeq names its product barH-like 1 homeobox protein. The coding region runs from base 942 to 1646 and encodes 234 amino acids. The transcript has 4 exons. NCBI's taxonomy places the organism in Eukaryota, Metazoa, Arthropoda, Insecta, Diptera, Culicidae. Gene Ontology annotation, biological process: regulation of transcription by RNA polymerase II; cell differentiation. Gene Ontology annotation, cellular component: nucleus. The record is from RefSeq and is a predicted model, not a curated record. Gene Ontology annotation, molecular function: DNA-binding transcription factor activity, RNA polymerase II-specific; RNA polymerase II cis-regulatory region sequence-specific DNA binding.